AUUUUUUUCUCUCAGGCACAAAUCCUCAUCUCUACCAUCGCCGCGCCAAUCCCCGUCGACGGACAGUUCGACGGCACUCGUAGAUCUGGUUGCCCGCCGCUUCGGAGUAGUCGAUCCAAUCCGGCACCAUGGCAGCCGCUAACGCGUCGAUUACCAUGAAGGAAGUGUUGAUUCUUCCAAGCAUUGGGAUUAGUCCGCUUCAUUAGAGUUCACAAUGGCGGUUUAAUGUUCUCAGUUCUCACCGCUACCAAGCA
This is a messenger RNA of Linum tenue, 254 nucleotides long. Lineage: Eukaryota; Viridiplantae; Streptophyta; Magnoliopsida; Malpighiales; Linaceae. The record is from the annotation of a GenBank genome assembly.